AUGGCACAGAAAGCUGCCAAAACGCUAGCGACCCGUAAUGCGGCCAUUCUCACUCGCACUCAUCUCAUCUCGGCUGCAAUUCACAUCCUCUUCAUCAUUCUUCACCAAACCUUCCAACGGCCACGUUCGCUGAAGCCCUACUUCUUACUUGCUUUCCCUACCCUGAUCAUCGAAUUCUACCUCGAUCGAGUUGGCCGUCCACAAUACCAUGAAGAUGGCUCUUUGCGCUCAGCUGGUGAAGAUCUGAAUGCCACCGGCUUGACUGAAUAUAUGUGGGAUGUGUUGUAUUGGACCCAGGGCUGCAUUGUUGCUGCUUGUAUCUUCAAUGACCGUGCGUGGUGGCUGUGGACCGUAAUUCCUGUGUACUCUGUAUACUUAGUGUAUACCACAGUCAUGGGUGUGAAAAAGGGCUUUGCCGGGAUGGGUGGCGGUGGUGAAGAGGGGGAAUCUGAGAGCACGAGGAGCAAGAGAGAGCUGAAGAAGGAGAAGCGGGGCGAUCGACCGAAACAUCGGACUCGUUGA
This is a messenger RNA of Penicillium verhagenii, 522 nucleotides long. RefSeq names its product SND2/TMEM208 family protein. Bases 1 to 522 code for a protein of 173 amino acids. The record is from RefSeq and is a predicted model, not a curated record. Lineage: Eukaryota; Fungi; Ascomycota; Eurotiomycetes; Eurotiales; Aspergillaceae. Gene Ontology annotation, cellular component: intracellular membrane-bounded organelle. Gene Ontology annotation, biological process: vacuolar protein processing. The transcript has 2 exons.